CCUGGUGAGAUCUCCAUUAGCCAUCUAACUCAAAAGAACACAAGCAAAAUAAAACAUAGCCUAGAAUUUCUUUUAGACUUUAGCUCUGAGUACGUAUCGUGUUGGGUAGUCACGAUGGGAGCUUACAAUUAUAUCACUGAGUUGUACCGCAAAAAGCAGAGCGAUGUUAUGCGGUUCUUGCUCCGCGUUCGCUGCUGGCAAUACCGUCAAUUGACAAAAUUGCACCGUGCCCCAAGACCAUCUCGUCCUGACAAGGCACGUCGUCUAGGAUACAAAGCCAAACAAGGCUUUGUUAUCUACCGUAUUCGGGUACGUCGUGGAGGUAGAAAGCGCCCAGUACCCAAGGGAGCUACCUUCGGUAAACCCAAGAGCCAUGGAGUUAACGAGUUGAAACCAUCCCGUAAACUUCAAUCUGUUGCUGAGGAACGUGUUGGCCGUCGGUGUGGAGGUUUGAGAGUUCUCAACAGCUACUGGGUGGCCCAAGAUUCUUCCCACAAAUUCUACGAAGUUAUCCUUAUUGACCCAUUCCAUCCGGCAAUCCGCAACGACCCUAAGAUAAACUGGCUCUGCAAGCCAGUCCACAAACACCGUGAGCUCCGCGGCAAGACCUCAGCUGGUAAAAGCUCCCGCGGUCUUGGCAAAGGACAUCGGUACUCUCAGACAAUCGGUGGGUCCCGACGUGCUGCUUGGCUCAGAAGGAACUCGCUUUCUUUACGCAGAAAACGAUAA
Molecule: messenger RNA, 729 nt
Organism: Cotesia congregata
Lineage: Eukaryota; Metazoa; Arthropoda; Insecta; Hymenoptera; Braconidae
Source: the annotation of a GenBank genome assembly